Molecule: messenger RNA, 3192 nt
Organism: Eufriesea mexicana
Lineage: Eukaryota; Metazoa; Arthropoda; Insecta; Hymenoptera; Apidae
Gene: su(r)
Product: dihydropyrimidine dehydrogenase su(r)
Exons: 16
Coding region: 121-3192 (1023 amino acids)
Biological process (GO): 'de novo' pyrimidine nucleobase biosynthetic process; thymine catabolic process; uracil catabolic process
Cellular component (GO): cytoplasm; cytosol
Molecular function (GO): iron-sulfur cluster binding; uracil binding; NADP binding
Source: RefSeq, a predicted model, not a curated record
GUAGAUGUGCGUAAUCAGCACUUUAUUACACUUUGCCUCUUCUCUUCGAACGCUUUGAAUUAUUUUCUCAAUCAGUAACUGCAAGGCUAUUAUUUAUAUUUGCAAUUACGCUACGAAAAAAUGGCAUCAGUUACGAUACUUAGUAAAGAUGUGCCUGAUAUCGAAAAUCUUCUAGCUUUAAAUCCAAAAAUAAAACCAUUUGUAAGUCUUGUUCCUUCAGCGUAUACCAAGGAGAAUAAGAAGAAAUGGAAAAGAAACAUUAACGAAAAUUGUAAUGUUAGAUGUUCAUCCCUAGCGAAAAAUUUUGAUGACAUUAAGCGCACUACGUUAGGUGAACGCGGUGCAUUAAGAGAAGCUGCACGUUGUUUAAAAUGUGUAGAUGCCCCAUGUCAAAAAUCAUGUCCAACGCAACUAGACAUUAAAAGCUUUAUUACUUCUAUUUCAAAUAAAAAUUAUUACGGGGCAGCAAAGGCAAUUCUAUCCGAUAACCCUCUCGGUCUUACUUGCGGAAUGGUUUGUCCUACAAGUGAUCUUUGUGUGGGUGGGUGUAACUUACAUGCAACUGAAGAAGGACCCAUCAAUAUCGGUGGUCUUCAACAAUUUGCUACCGAUGUGUUUAAAAAAAUGAAUAUACCUCAAAUUAGAAUUCCUGAACAAAGUGUUCCAUAUGCCGACACUAAAAUAGCUUUGCUCGGUUGCGGUCCAGCCUCUUUGUCUUGUGCAACAUUUCUUGCACGAUUGGGUUAUGAUAACAUUACAAUUUUUGAAAAGCAAAAUUACAUUGGUGGUUUAAGUUCGUCAGAGAUCCCGCAAUACCGAUUACCAUAUGAUACUGUCGACUUUGAGAUAAAUCUCGUCAAAGAUUUAGGAGUAAAAAUCGAACUCGGUAGAGCAUUAUCCGAGAAUGACUUAACAAUACAGGGUCUUCAAAAUUCCGGGUAUAAGGCAAUCUUUUUAGGAAUUGGUCUUCCUGAAGCAAAAACUAUUCCGAUUUUCUCAGAUAUUACACAAAAGAUGGGUUUUUAUACAUCGAAGAGCUUUUUGCCAAAAGUAGCGAUUGGCAGUAAACCAGGAAUGUGUGCAUGUAAAAAUAAGGAAUUGCCGGCUCUUUAUGGAAACGUUAUUGUCAUUGGAGCUGGAGAUACAGCUUUCGAUUGUGCAACUUCUGCCUUAAGAUGUGGUGCAAAGAAAGUUUUUGUGGUUUUUAGAAAAGGAUUUACUAAUAUUCGAGCUGUGCCCGAAGAACUAGAUUUAGCGAGAGAAGAAAAAUGCGAAUUCAUACCUUUCCAAUCACCGAAGCAAGUGAUAAUUCGAAAUGGAAAGAUAAUUGCAAUGGAAUUUUGUCGGACCGAGGAAAACGAGAAUGGUGAAUGGGUAGAGGAUGAGGAACAAAUUUAUAGAUUAAAAGCAGAUUUUGUUAUAUCUGCUUUCGGAUCAGGACUAGAAGAUCCGAAAGUAACGCGAGCUAUGGUACCUAUUAAAAUGAAUAAAUGGAACUUACCGGAAGUAAAUGCAGAAACUAUGAGUUGCUCUGUACCUGGAGUUUUUUGCGGUGGGGACCUUGCCGGUGUUGCUCAUACUACGGUUGAAUCUGUAAACGAUGGAAAAACUGCUGCCUGGUAUAUUCAUAAAUUUAUUCAGAAUUCUUAUAAUUUGGAAGUACCUGAGGUUCCUAUAUUACCCAAAUUUUACACUCCAAUCGAUAACGUUGACUUAUCUAUUGAGAUGUGUGGCCUAAAAUUCGAAAAUCCUUUUGGUCUUGCUUCUGCAACACCUACUACGUCCAGUACCAUGAUUAGGCGAGCGUUUGAAGCUGGAUGGGCUUUUGCUGUUACAAAGACAUUUUCUUUAGAUAAAGAUCUUAUCACAAAUGUGUCACCACGAAUAAUCAAGGGUACAACUUCUCGAUAUCAUUACGGUCCAGAACAAAGCAGCUUUUUGAAUAUCGAACUGAUAUCUGAAAAGUCAGAAGCAUAUUGGUGUACUAGCAUUACAGAGUUGAAAAAAGAUUUCCCGACCAAGAUUAUUAUAGCUAGUAUUAUGUGUUCGUACAACAGAGAAGAUUGGACGGAACUUGCACAAAAAGCUGAAACAGCCGGUGCUGACGCUUUAGAAUUAAAUUUAUCUUGUCCUCAUGGAAUGGGAGAAUCUGGAAUGGGUUUAGCUUGUGGACAGGAUCCUAAAUUAGUAAGAAAUAUUUCGAGAUGGCUUCGGGAAGCUGUAAAGAUACCAUUUUUCGUAAAAUUAACGCCAAAUAUUACUGACAUUGUCUCAAUAGCUAAAGCAGCUUACGAAGGUCAUGCUGAUGGAGUAUCUGCUAUCAAUACGGUACAAAGUUUAAUGGGAUUGCAUGCGGAUGCAACGCCAUGGCCAGCUGUUGGAAUUAAGAAGGGUACAACUUAUGGGGGAAUGUCAGGAAAUGCAACCAGGCCUCAAGCUUUAAAGGCUAUUUCUUCUAUUGCGAAAGCUUUUCCUGGAUUUCCUAUACUCGGAAUCGGCGGUAUUGAUUCGGCUGAUGUUGCUCUUCAAUUUUUACAUUGUGGCGCGUCAGUCCUACAGGUAUGUAGUGCUAUACAAAAUCAAGAUUUUACCCUAAUUGACGAUUACGUAACUGGUUUGAAAGCCUUAUUGUAUUUGAAAUCUUUGAAACAAGUGAAAGAUUGGGAUGGACAAAGUCCACCGACAUUUAAACAUCAAAAAGGAAAACCAAUUGUCUUACAACAUGCUCUUGGCAAGAAUGUACCAUACUUUGGAGAAUAUCAAAUACUUCGGGAACAAAAAAUAGCAGAAAUUAAAGUUAACUCAAAUCCACUCGAUAAACCUAUCGAAAUAACGAGACCUAUUUCGAAACCUGUUGCACCCAUUCCAACUAUAAAAGAUGUUGUUGGAAAAGCUCUAAAUUAUAUUGGUACGUUCAAGGAUUUGAAUAACAAGGAACAAGUGAUAGCAUUAAUAGAUGAUGAUAUGUGUAUAAAUUGCGGAAAGUGUUACAUGGUUUGUGCCGAUUCGGGUUAUCAAGCAAUCAAAUUUGAUCCAGAAACACACAUUCCACUAGUAACAGAUGAUUGUACAGGUUGUACUCUUUGUCUGUCAGUGUGUCCUAUUAUUGACUGUAUCAGUAUGGUACCUAAAACAAUACCUCACGUUAUUAAAAGAGGUGUCCCGCCGAAAGAAAAUAAUGAAAACAACUAA